Molecule: messenger RNA, 1557 nt
Organism: Arxiozyma heterogenica
Lineage: Eukaryota; Fungi; Ascomycota; Saccharomycetes; Saccharomycetales; Saccharomycetaceae
Product: CCR4/nocturin family protein
Exons: 1
Coding region: 1-1557 (518 amino acids)
Molecular function (GO): poly(A)-specific ribonuclease activity
Source: RefSeq, a predicted model, not a curated record
AUGACUAGUAACGCCUGUAUAAAAUCUGUUGAAAGUAAGGGGAAUGUUGUAAUUAAUGCUUUGGAGAUUACUUCAUCACAAAAUGCAAGACUUAAAGGUGUUGAAAGUGAUGAAAAUUUAACUAAAUCUAAGAGAGGAAAAAAGAGUAAACAAGGCAAGAAGGGCAAGCCUUCUCCCGAAGAAAUAGCUAGAAUCCGUGCUGAAAGAGAAUUGAUGAGGAAAGCUAAGAGAGAAGAAAUGUUGGCAAAGGGUUUAGAUCCAGAUUUUCCCCCAGAAGUGCAAUUCAUCAAGAGGCCGAUGCUUGCCAUCCAUGAUAAAGAAAGGGAUCCUGUGAAAGGGUUUAAUUUUACAUUAAUGACAUAUAAUUGUUUGGCUCAAGCAUUAAUUAGACGUAAACUUUUUCCUGAUAGUGGAGAAGCAGUUAAAUGGUUUCGUAGAUCCAAAGUUUUAUUGAACAAAUUCAGUCAUUACAAAUCAGAUGUCAUAUGUUUACAAGAGGUGGAUUCAAUUCAGUUUCAAUCGUUCUGGAAGGAAGAAUUGGGAAAGAUGGGAUAUGAAUCCCAGUUUUAUAAAAAGGGCUCGAAGAACCACGGUGUGGCAAUUGCUUGGAAAAGAAAUCUUUUUAUCUUAAAAGAUAAAAUGUUAAUAGAUUAUGAUAAAGAACCUAGUGGUGAUAUUCCAACUAGAACGAUCACAAACAACGUAGGUCUUGUUUUAGCAUUGCAAUUUUCUAAGAAAGUUCUAAGUCAAUUUCCUGGUACAAAAAGAUCGGGUAUCUUAAUUGGAACAACCCAUUUAUUUUGGCAUCCAUUUGGAACAUACGAUCGUACUAGGCAAACUUAUAUCGUGUUAAACAAAAUGAAGGAAUUUAUGCAUAGAGUGAAUGUUUUACAGGAAGAAAAUGACGGAGAUGAUAGUCACUGGUUCCCUUUCUUUUGUGGUGAUUUUAAUUCUCAGCCAUACGAUACUCCAUAUUUAUCAAUGGUGCAGAAGCCUAUUAAAUAUAAAGAUAGAGCUAAAUUUGUAAUUGAAUGUAGCACAUCAUUUAAGUUUUCCAAGAAAAGAGACGGUGAAACAGAUCUAGAUGAUGAGGAAGGUGGUAACAUUGAAAAAUUUGGUAAAGAUCAACCCCAAACCCCUGUUCCAGAAUUUUUUAAUCCAACAGAAGAACAAGCUACUAUGGUUAAAAACAUGGAAAAUUUGCAUAACAGUCUCGAUAUGAGAGCUAUCUCCUUAUACUCAGUCGGCUAUCAUAAAGUACAUCCAGAAAAUGCUGGAAAAGAUAAUUGUAAAGGUGAACCAGAGAUUUCAAAUUGGGCUCAUACUUGGCAUGGGCUACUAGACUAUUUGUUUUACAUAAGACAAUGGGACUUUGAUGAUAAACGUAAAGUUGACUUGUUAGAUGAUUUCGAAAAAGAGAAUGGUUUUAAAAUAAGAGGAUUAUUAAGAAUGCCUGGAAAAGAAGAAAUGGAAAAGUUUGGUCAUGGGCAACCAUACACUGGAGAGUAUCCAAGUGAUCAUCUAACCAUGAUAUGUGAUUUAGAGUUGGAUAUGUAA